AUGCGUUUCACUACUGCCACUAUCGCCCUCUUCGCCAGCUUGGCCAUUGCCGCCCCCGGUGCCGACAAGACCGUCUAUGAGACCGAUGAGGUGACCAUCACCUCUUGCGCUCCCACUGUCACCAACUGCCCCGGCAACAGCGGUGCCGGUGUUGAGCCUACCGGCAGCACCACCCCCUCCAGCGUCCCCGCCGCUGUCACCAGCGCUGCCACCACCCCCGCUGGUGAGGCCUCCGAGACCCCUUCUGCGUCUACUGAGACCCCUGCCGCGUCCGCUGAGACCCCCGCUUCGUCCGUUGACAUCCCCGCCUCGUCUUCUGAGACCCCUGUCUGGUCCUCCGAGACCCCCGCCUGGUCCUCCGUCCCCACCUGGGCUCCCUCCAGCGCCCCCAGCGUUCCUGCUAGCGUUCCCAGCGUUCCCGCCAGCGUCCCCAGCGCUCCUGCUGGCACCGCCCCGGUCUCCUCCACCGUGAUUGCUAUCACCACCUGCGUGCCCACCGUUAUCUACUCGACCGUGCCCGUGUCCGCUGCUGCCACUACCCCCGCUGCUAGCGUCAUCCCCCACGGCCCCACCGGUGGUGUUCCCCACGUUCCCUCCAGCAGCAAGGGUGUCGCCACUGGCACCGUCCCUGUUUCUCCCGCCACCUCCUCCCCUGCUUUCAACGCUGGUGCUACCCUCAGCGGCUCCCUCGGCUUCGCCGGUGCCGCCGCCGUUGCUGCCUUCUUCCUGUAA
Molecule: messenger RNA, 732 nt
Organism: Penicillium roqueforti
Lineage: Eukaryota; Fungi; Ascomycota; Eurotiomycetes; Eurotiales; Aspergillaceae
Product: GPI anchored serine-rich protein
Exons: 1
Coding region: 1-732 (243 amino acids)
Source: RefSeq, a predicted model, not a curated record